Pungitius pungitius (ninespine stickleback) is the source of this 2807-nucleotide messenger RNA. RefSeq names its product histocompatibility (minor) 13 (gene hm13). The transcript has 12 exons. The coding region runs from base 223 to 1407 and encodes 394 amino acids. Gene Ontology annotation, biological process: membrane protein proteolysis. Lineage: Eukaryota; Metazoa; Chordata; Actinopteri; Perciformes; Gasterosteidae. Gene Ontology annotation, molecular function: aspartic endopeptidase activity, intramembrane cleaving. Gene Ontology annotation, cellular component: cytoplasmic side of endoplasmic reticulum membrane; lumenal side of endoplasmic reticulum membrane; membrane. The record is from RefSeq and is a predicted model, not a curated record.
UUAAGUUUGCAGUCUUAAGCACGUCCGCGACGUCUCUGGUUCCUGGAAAAAGCUACAGAGUGAGACGUCCUGUGCGCCUCCGCUUCUUUGCUCCGUGUGUUAGGAAACGUGGCCUUACGCAGCAUCCCGCUGUAUGAAGGAGACGCGCACAGCAGCUAUACCUUCCAUCCGCCUGCCUUCCACCCCGCUGCCCCCUCGAAGCCCGUCUCUGAACCAACGACCAUGGCUGACACGGAACAAGCCCCGGCCUCGGUGCCGGAGGCCGCUGCUGCCGCGGUCCUGGACGCCCUGAACGCGACGGACACUAACGGGACCGAGGCGCUCAACGCUACGGCAAAGUUCGUCGCCUCGCCGGAGGGCACCGCGCUGGCGUACGGCAGCCUGGUGUUCAUGGCACUGCUGCCCAUCUUCUUCGGAGCCCUGCGGUCCGUCCACUGCUCCAAAUCUAAGGAGCUUGGAGAAAAUGAUUACGAUUCGGGCUUCAGAAAUGCAUCAGACAUGCCUGAAACGAUCACCGGUCGAGACGCAGCCAGGUUUCCCAUCAUCGCCAGCUGCACUCUGUUUGGGCUCUACCUCUUCUUCAAGGUAUUCUCACAAGAGUACAUCAACCUGCUGCUGUCAGUCUACUUCUUUGGCCUGGGCGUCCUGGCUCUGUCUCACACCAUGAGUCCUCUGAUGUCCAGAAUCUUUCCUGAUUCCUUCUCAAACAAACAGUUCCAGCUGCUCUUCACUCAGGGCUCUGAAGAGACCAAAGAAGAAAUUGUGAAUUAUGAGUUUGACACCAAGAACUUGGUGUGUUUGCUCAUCAGCACCGUGGUGGGAGUCUGGUACCUGUUGAAAAAGCACUGGAUAGCCAAUAACCUGUUUGGUUUGGCGUUCGCCCUCAACGGAGUGGAGCUGCUCCAUCUGAACAACGUCAGUACCGGCUGCAUCCUGCUGGGGGGGCUGUUUGUCUACGACGUCUUCUGGGUGUUUGGGACUAACGUCAUGGUAACAGUCGCCAGGUCCUUUGAGGCGCCGAUCAAAUUGGUGUUUCCUCAGGACUUAUUGGAGCGAGGACUUGAUGCCAGUAACUUUGCCAUGUUGGGUCUUGGGGACAUCGUCAUCCCCGGGAUCUUUAUCGCCCUGCUGCUGCGCUUUGACGUCAGCCUGAAGAAGAACAGCAGGACGUACUUCUACUCCAGCUUCCUGGCCUACAUCUUCGGACUGGGCCUCACCAUCUUCGUCAUGCACACCUUCAAACACGCACAGCCCGCUCUGCUCUACCUGGUCCCGGCCUGCGUGGGCUUCCCCGUCGUCGUCGCUCUGAUCAAAGGAGAACUCACAGAGUUGUUCAGGUACGAGGAGACCCCUCCUGAGGAUACAGAUGUUAAAGAAGACCCAGAAACAGAGAAGAAGGACCAAUAGCAUCCAUCGCUGCCCCCGGCCCCGCCCCCUUCCUCAAGCGUUCCUCAUCCAGCCUGCUGCCACAUUUCACUGAAGCCCGCCUCCAGCUUCCUGUCUGCCGCUGAGUGUUGUCUGAUACCGCGUGACGGCCCAGCUGGUCUCCGUGGUAACGGUAGAUUUGUAUUGUAAAGGUCGUUUGGGUAGACUGCGACUCGGAGCCUCGUGGUGACUCCUGAACUUCUGUGUUUGCAGCUCAGAUUGACCACAAACCGUACAGUUCAGACCAAACGCAAAGAUGUUUCUAAACCUCUCGCUGCUUCUCCUCUAAAGUGAAGUCUGCUUCCUGUGUUAAAGCUGCAUUCUCACACCAGCAGCUGGGGGGCGGGGCUAAGGCUCCACACACAAUGCCACAAAGUGUCUCCUUUGCGUUUGGUCUGAACUGCUUUGUUUUCAUCGACCUUAAACAACAGUAAAACAAGCGCUGCUUUUGCUUUCUUUGUUUUAAACACACACCUCUCGCCAAUGUUUUCAGUCGUGCUUUACUUUAGUUUUAUUGUUGAAGGUCAGAAUUUUAAGAGGGCCAAGGAAGCCCAGAUCAUUGGAAGACGUUCUGUUCUUGGUCUGAACUGCUUCUGGUUCUCCAGCGUCUGAUCUUCCAGGCCUCGUUCUGACGUCUUAUUGGUGCAGAGGGUGUCGGAGGCAAUAGGCUCAGAGAACAAGAGUUUCAGGGGUUUUUCAAAAUAAAGCAUCGGUUUUGAAUAUUUUUUUUGUUCAUUCGUUUAACUUAAUUUUACAUUAAAUCAGAGACUGGUUGCAUGAGUUAGACAAAAUAAGCAAACCUGAAGCUGAAUAACCUUCCGGAGUCGGUCAAUCUGAAGCGCCGACUUAUUUCUUGAAUUUCUGUUCAAAGAUCCACGUUUUAGUAAAAAAAACUCGUCAAGGAUCCAAAUUGAGGCAUCGGAGCACGAGACAUGUGUCAUCUAAAUCAUCUCAAGUGCCAAAAACCAUCGACAGUCAUUUUCUUAAAGAGGUUUUGAGUCUGUUUCAAAAGUAUCUAAUUCCCACUUUUGUAUUAUUGUCCAAUGAAUAUAUAAUCUAUCAUUUGAGGAAGUCAUUUCAUUUAAAGCUUCCGAUUGGACGUGAUUGGCCUUGUUAUUGUUCUCGAUGUUGAUCAAUGUCGCUUUAUCAAGAGAUGCACAGUUUUUGUAUUUUGAUGUAAAAACAUGAGAGGAAAUCCCCCAUCCUUCGCUCCGUGUUGUUCAGUAGCUCAUCAUCAGCAUUUUAAAUGAUGUAUUUGAACUAUUUAGUCUUUCUUUCUUUGGUUAGAUUUGUGCAGGAGGUCGUUUUUAUGGCCUGAAUAUAUAUUUUAUUUGCAAUAAACCUUUUUGGGGGUGUUUUGAUCACCACGUAGAGAAGCAUAA